AUGUCUAACCACGAAGCCCUCAAUCCAAUCCACCCGUCUGUCCUGCCCCAUCUCGACCCUGUCUUCAUCGAUCUGUACAACACCCAUGUCGCCAACACACCCAACAAACCCAUUGACCUGAACGUCCUGCGGACAAAAUACUCAGUCCUCUACUCCUACGGAACAGGCCCAGCCCCAGAACCCGCGAGGAUAUACGACUCCCAGGUGCCAGGCCACAAUGGCGACCCGAUCCCAGUGCGCGUCUACGAGCCCGCCACUGCAGGGCCCUGGCCUGUGCAUCUCGAUUUCCACGGCGGCGGAUGGGGCCUCGGCGAUCUCGACACCGAGUCCCACAUCUGCAAGCACCUCGCCGUGAAAGCCGGCGUGGCGGUCAUCGACGUCGGAUACAGGCUUGUCCCUGAGCACGCAUUCCCCAUCGGAAUCCAGGACUCGUUCGCCGCGCUGCAGUACAUCUAUUCCGCAGAGGGUGCGCGGCGCCAAUUCCCCAGCAUCGAUACGUCCCGCAUCUCGCUCGGCGGUGUUUCGGCGGGCGCCAAUAUCGCUCUCGUGCUCGGCCAUCUCGCCCGCGAUGCCGGGAUCCGACUAUCCCUGAUUGCCGUCGGGACUCCUGUGAUUGAUGACAUCUCGCGGUAUGGAGCGGCCAGCGAGAGUCCGUUCGCGUCUGUGCAGGAGAUGGAGCAUGCGCCGACGCUGAACUGGGCGCGGUUGCGGUGGUUCGAUGAUCUGAAGUGGCGGAGCCUUUCGGCGGAUCCGGAUACGAAGAGGAGACAGAUGGAGGAGGUGAAAUGGUAUGCGAAUGCGCUGGAUGCGCCGGACUUCACGGGGAUGCCGCGGACAGUCAUCUAUACUGCUGGGUGUGAUCCGCUGCGCGACGAGGGCGAGGCCUAUGCGCGCAGGCUGGUGGAGGCUGGGAAUGAGGUUGUUCUGAAGCGGUUUGCGGGCGUGCCGCAUCCGUUUAUGCAUAUGGACAAAGAUCUCUGGCAGGCGAGGGAUUUCAUUGAUAUGACAGCUGAGCAUAUCCGCGUUGCGUUGCAUAAGUAG
Molecule: messenger RNA, 1041 nt
Organism: Aspergillus puulaauensis
Lineage: Eukaryota; Fungi; Ascomycota; Eurotiomycetes; Eurotiales; Aspergillaceae
Product: alpha/beta hydrolase
Exons: 3
Coding region: 1-1041 (346 amino acids)
Molecular function (GO): hydrolase activity
Source: RefSeq, a predicted model, not a curated record